Molecule: messenger RNA, 586 nt
Organism: Juglans microcarpa x Juglans regia
Lineage: Eukaryota; Viridiplantae; Streptophyta; Magnoliopsida; Fagales; Juglandaceae
Product: V-type proton ATPase subunit G-like
Exons: 4
Coding region: 157-489 (110 amino acids)
Biological process (GO): proton transmembrane transport
Cellular component (GO): vacuolar proton-transporting V-type ATPase complex
Molecular function (GO): proton-transporting ATPase activity, rotational mechanism
Source: RefSeq, a predicted model, not a curated record
UUUGUCAAAAAACCUAAAAAAAAUAAGUAGUGCCGCAAGGACUCACACGAAGGACACCAGUUUUCAUAGAUUUUAAUCGAGAAGCAUACGAAAACCCUCUAUUCUUUUUCAAACUAGGAGACAAUCCAUAGCUCGGAGAUCCAAACGCAGGAAAGCAUGGCAGCCAAUAGGGUUCAAGGUGGAAUUCAACAGUUGCUGACUGCAGAACAAGAAGCUCAACACAUAGUCAACUCUGCCAAAAGUGCAAAAACGGCUAGACUAAAACAAGCCCAAGAAGAGGCUGAAAAGGAGAGAGCUGAAUAUAGGUCCCAAACGGAGCUUGAGUUCCAGGGGAAAGUUGCACAGAGCAGUGGAGAUUCAGGUGCAAAUGUUAAGCGGCUCGAGCAAGAGACAGAGGCGAAGAUUUAUCACUUGAAAGUAGAAGCUGCAAGAAUAUCACAAGACGUUGUUAACAUGCUUCUGAAGCAUGUGACAACUGUGAAAAAGUAGGUCUGUAGGUGGUAAAGGUGAUAUUGCAAACUCCUAAAUCUUGUUAAUUUUUGACUGGUUUUACUGUGUGCUGUGAGUAGGAUUCCUGGACUUGUAA